Penicillium antarcticum is the source of this 2094-nucleotide messenger RNA. RefSeq lists its product as uncharacterized. The coding region runs from base 1 to 2094 and encodes 697 amino acids. The transcript has 2 exons. NCBI's taxonomy places the organism in Eukaryota, Fungi, Ascomycota, Eurotiomycetes, Eurotiales, Aspergillaceae. The record is from RefSeq and is a predicted model, not a curated record.
AUGAAGGGCUUUGUUGGCGGAAUCCCUAUUGCGCUGCUUGCAGUUGCUGCUCAGGCUAAGUUCAUCGAGCAUCAAGAGCAUGGCUUCGUGCCCCAAGCUGGCGGCACCGCCAUGGGUGGUCCCUCCGGCGACGACAGCGAUGGUGGCUUCAUCAGCCCAUACUCUGCCAACGUUAAGACCAACACCCAGGUCAACGAGUACAGCAAGGAUGACCACCAUGUUAACUUGAAGCACACUGAUGUGUUCCCUCCUCACCAUGUUCACUUUGGUCCCCCUGUGGCUGUCAAGAACGGUCCUCAGGUCCCUGGCAUGGGCCCCUUUGUGGAGCGUCCUCAGGUCCCCGGCGAGGGCCCCUUCAAGAAGCGUGGCACUCCCGGUGGCACCGCCAUGGGUGGCCCCUCUGGCGACGACGAGGGACAGGUCUUCAACAUGCCCAUUACCGGCAUCUUCCAGACUGAGGUCAACGACUACAACAAGGAUGAUCACUCGGUUGCUGUGAAGGACACCCACGUCCACCCUGCUCCAGUCCACGUUGUUCACCCUCCUCCCCAGUUCCACGGACCUCCUCACGGAUACCACGGUCGUCCCGCUGGCCCUCCUUCUGCGGCCUUCAAUGCUCCUCCCUCUACAUUCGAGAAGCGUUGGGGACCUGAGGAAGAGGGAGGUACCGCUAUGGGUGGUCCCGGUGGUGGCUCUCACCACGGCCCCGCUGGCUUCCCUCACCCCCACGGCGGCACUGCUAUGGGUGGUCCCUCCGGUGAUGAUGAUGGCAUCAGCUUCAGCAAGCCUGUCACCGGUCACUUCAAGACCAGUGUGAACGAGUAUAGCAAGGACGAUCACUCCAUCGAUCUCAAGCACAAAGACGUCUACGCUCCUCGGUUCCCUCCCUGGGGUGCUCCUUUCAAGCGCAGCUGGGGACCAGAGCAUGAGCAGGGCGGCACCGCCAUGGGUGGCCCCUCUGGAAACGACGGUGGCCAGGAGUUCAACGCUCCCAUCACCAUCGACACCGACACUGAUGUCAACGAGCACUACGAGGAUGACCACUCCAUUGAUCUCAAGCACAAGGAUAUUUACGCUCCUCCUCCUCCCUUUGGCGGACCCGGCCCUGUUGUUUUCGGUGCUCACCCUCCUUUCCGCCGUGCCUACUCUCCCAACCGUGAGGCUGGCGGUGGUACUGCCAUGGGUGGUCCCUCCGGUGAUGAUGAUGGAACAUCUUUCUCGGACCCCACCAACAUCGAUGUGACCACCGGUGUCAACGAGCACCACGAGGAUAACCACGCCGUCAAGGGUGACUUCACUCACGUUCACCCUAAUGUUCACCCCUACUGGGACGACUACGAGGAGGCUCCCUACUCUUAUGAGUCUCCCCCUGCCCCCGUUGAGUAUCCCGUCACCGAGAACUUCCCGACUUCUCCCAAGGGACACCCCGCUCCCCCAGCAGAGGUCUCCGAGAGCCAUCCCGCUCCUCCUGCCCCCCACGCGGAGAAUCCCCAGGCCCCCACUGAGGCUUCCCCCUCUGCUCCUCCCAUGGCUCCCGCUCCUGCCGUCGCUGAAGCUCCUCCCCGUGAGGAUCACCAGGAGUGCGCCGCCAAGGUCCACGAGGUUGUCCGCACUGUGACUAAGACCCAGUACAAGACCGUGGAGGCCACCCCCGAGUACAAGCAGUCUGUCCCUACCAGCGCUGUGCCUAUGGCCGCUACCCCCCAGAUGUCUGCCCAGGUUGACCCCAAGGUGUUCUCCAAUGCCAUCUCAGCCUCUGCCCCUGCUUCAUCCGCUGUGCGCUCCUACGCCCCCUACUCCUACGCCUCCGAGCGUCCCAUGAGCCAGAGUGCUCCAUACUCCAUGAUUUCUGUGCACGUCCCCAUGGCCACCCCUGCUUCAUCUUCAUACGCCAUGGCUACCCCCUCCAGCAGCAUGGCCAAGAUGAUGCCCACUGGUGUUGAUGCUCUGUCCCACGGAUCCCAGUCUUCCGCAGCCGCUUCUCCGUCUGCCUCCGUACACGCCACCAUGUUCGAGGGUGGUGCCGCCCGUCUCUCUGGAGGUCUCUUCUCCGCUGCCGCCGGUGUCAUGGGUGUGCUUGCCUUCAUCCUCUAG